Messenger RNA from Pungitius pungitius (ninespine stickleback), 2106 nucleotides. RefSeq names its product glucocorticoid modulatory element binding protein 2 (gene gmeb2). Gene Ontology annotation, biological process: regulation of transcription by RNA polymerase II. The record is from RefSeq and is a predicted model, not a curated record. Gene Ontology annotation, molecular function: RNA polymerase II cis-regulatory region sequence-specific DNA binding. Bases 414 to 1919 code for a protein of 501 amino acids. Gene Ontology annotation, cellular component: nucleus. The transcript has 10 exons. Lineage: Eukaryota; Metazoa; Chordata; Actinopteri; Perciformes; Gasterosteidae.
ACACGGUGGCGCUAGCGAAAGAUUGCUGAUACUAGCUGCUGCUAAAAUGCAAAGAAGAAGAGGAGAAAGGCUGUUAUGAGCUGCUUCAAACAAACACAAAGAAGAAGGAAUAAUAUGGAGUAAUCUUGAGAGGAUGAAAUCUAAUGAAUUACUAGAGUGGUCCACAAACAUCUCAAAGAACUGUGCGUUGGUGUUUUAAGACUAUGAAGGAAACAGCAGCUAUGAAUCUAUUCACUGCACUCUCCCUUCGGCUAACACGGAGCUAACGUUAGCUAGCAACCGCCUGGUGGGGGCUAACGGUCACAUCGCCGAAUCGGUCCCCCGCGAGACGUUCAUCAACUAGAGAGCGGUUCGUUUUAACCUGGACCACGAGGUUUUGUCUCUGCCCUGUCGUGAAGCUCCGCCCGUCCCCCAUGGAGUCGUCUGGGGUCAGCAUGCAGGACGUGAGCGAGGUGGUGAUCGUCACAAUACCGGAGGCGGCAGGCGACGAGGUGGAGGAGGACAAGGCAGUGCUGGUGACCGAGGACCUGGCCCCUCAGCCUGGGGUGGACGUCCUCACAGCGGCGCCGGGAGAGUUGGAAGCCGGUGAAACCGAUUCUCCGUUGCUUGACGAGGCCGUCAUUGUGAAGCUGAGCGAGGAGGUGGAUGUGGACGUAGAGACCGAUGUCUUCUACCCGAUUACCUGCGGGGACGUUAAAGCCACGCUGGUGUGGAAUAAGUUUGUCUGCCCUGGGAUCAACGUGAAAUGCGUACAGUUUAAUGAGCAACUCAUCAGUCCAAAGGAGUUUGUGUGCCUAGCUGGGAAAUCCACUCUGAAGGACUGGAAGAGAGCCAUCCGACUCAACAGCACCAUGCUAAGGAAGAUUAUGGACUCCGGUGAGCUAGACUUCUAUCAGCACACUAAGGUGUGCUCCAACACGUGCCGCAGCACCAAGAUCGACCUGGUGGGGACCAAGGUGUCCGUCGGCGGGGAUCAGACCGUCGAGCUGCUCCCUGCCACCCCCUCAUCGGCCGACUUGAAUGGAGCAGUGGUCUCGUUCGCAGACGUGGCGGAGGAAACCUCUGAGUGGGUCACAGCCAUCGGAGAGGACUCUGUGGCAUUCUGGCGAGCGGUGAAAGAAGCUGGACUACUGGAGGAGGUGGUGGAGGACUUCCAAAAGGAGCUGCAGGAGGUGCUGAAGGGGUUACAAGAGAGAGUGUGUGACCCACCACUUCAGGUCAAAGAUGCUGUUUUGCUCAACAACAUAGUGCAGAACUUCGGGAUGCUGGACCUAGUGAAGAAGGUAUUAGCCAGUCACAAGAGCCAGAUGGACCACUACAGAGAGCAGUACACUCGCAGCCUGGCCGCUCUGGAGCAGCAGUGCGACGAGCACAGGAAGCGGGCCAAGGAGCUGAAGAGCAAAUCCCAGCACCUCAACAACGUCCUGAUGACCCUCGCCCCAGUGCCUGCGCCCCCGGCGCUGAAGCGCCCGCGGCUUACCCGCGCCGUCUCCGGCCUGGCUUCGGUCGGCGCCAGCCCCGCCCAGAUCACCCUGCCACUCGGCCAGCUGACGGGCCUGCCGCUUGGCAAGGUCCUGACAGUGGCGGGGGCUCAGGCCGGCGCCAACCUGGGCGGGUACACCUUACUGACCUCCUCACUCUCCGGAGCCGAGCUGGGGGCCGACGGCUCCAACGUCACCGUGCUGUCAGCCGCGGCGGGUCAGGAGGGCGGCGGCUUUGUCAAGGUGGUCGGCCCCCAGUUCCAGCUGGUGACGCUGCAGGCCGCGCUGCAGAGCUUGGCCGCCGCGCAGCAGCAGGUUGGCAGCCUUAGUGUGCUGGAUGCCACGGCAACCGCUGCAGAUGAAUCGCAAGAGGAAGGCCAGGCGGACGGGGAGGAGGAGGAGAGUCAGCCAGAGCAGGAGGACGGGGCCCAGCAGUGAGGAGACUGCUCUCCCAGCUCCUUAUUGCCUUCAUUUCAAUGUUUUGGCCGCUGGACUGAAAGUCUGAUAUAUCGUGCACGUUUUGACUUUUAAAGGACCUGCUCAAGGGCGUUCUUUUUAUCAUUGAACACACAAGCCUUCCUUGUAGAAUUUUCACAAUGCCUAAAUUGAUAUGGUGUGAUGUGAC